Molecule: messenger RNA, 762 nt
Organism: Rotaria sp. Silwood1
Lineage: Eukaryota; Metazoa; Rotifera; Eurotatoria; Philodinida; Philodinidae
Source: the annotation of a GenBank genome assembly
AUGGGAGAAUAUGAGCAAGCAGCCAAUUAUUUUCAACAUCUUUUAGCACAUAUGUCUGACGAUCAUGAAGAUCGACCCAAUGUGUAUUAUAGUGCGGCACGUAUUUAUCGAUUUACUAAUCAAUAUGAGAAAGCAUUGGAAUUUUUCCGUCGUGCCGAACUUUUACAACGUGCAAAACUACCUGAAUCUAAUUUUGAUUUAGCUCGAACUUUGGCUGGUGUUGCUAGUGUUUACUAUGAGUUACAAGACUAUCAACAAGAGUUAUUCUAUUAUCAACAAUCGAUGGAUAUUUACCAAAAAAUCUUACCUGAGAAUCAUAUCGAAAUUGCUCGUACAUUUAACCGUUUAGGAUUUGCCUAUGCAAAUCAAAAACAAUAUACUUUAGCAUUGAAAUAUCUAUCAAAGUCAUUAAUUGUUUACAAUCAUACAGUACCCGAAGUUCAUCCAGACAAAGCCUUUCUAUUAUAUAAUACAGGCUUAGUACAUCAUUUAUUAGGAAACAUUGAUGAAUCAUUUGAUUUUCAUGAAAAGGCAUUGAAAAUGCGUGAGACAACAUUACCACCUCAUCAUCCUUAUAUAGGUCAAUCAUGCUAUCAAUUAAGUAUAUUAUAUGAAGAGCAAUGUCAAUAUGACUUUGCGUUGGAAUAUGCUUAUCGAGCACUGAAUAUAUACGAAAAGAAACCAUCGAAUAAUCAUAAACUUAUAUACGAUGUUCAAAAUAUAAUCAAACGUCUUCAUAAUGAAUCGAACAUUCAAAUAUAA